UCUCAGGUGAGUUCAGUUAAAAGUUAAUGAGCCCUCCUCGAUGUCUGGUAAGAGAAAGCAGGUAACCUGCCGAGGAAAGUCACCGUAACCAGUCGGCUUUAAGAAAAAUAAAAAAUACGCAAUGAGUGAUUCAGAACAACAACAAGAGGCUGAAAAGGUGAGUGAGCCUCAGUGGCCAGAGAAUGGAGGUGAAUGGAGUGAUCCAGAGGAUGUGACGAACAUGGACUGUGGACUCCUGCAGGCCAUGACUGAAGAGGAUGAGGAGAUAAAUGUCUACAAUGAAGAGACGUUUGGAAUGGAUCUUGAUGCUCACGGGGCCACAGAGGACACAGGCACUGGUCUCCUUCAGUUUGGAGAGAUGCCCCCAGCACCACCGCCCCCACCACCACCACCGCCCCCACCACCUACCCCACCUCUAUCUGACCACAAACCACCAUCCCACCACAGUGCCCCCUCCCCUCCCAGACAGAGGCCACAGUAUCUGCCCCAGGCUCUUCGAGGGCGGUAUUGCAGGGGUCGGGGACCAAGGGGAGGUGGGCUGGGCAGGGGACAGAUGUUUGAGGACCCAGCUGUCAUGAGGAUAGUGGAAGGGAAACCAAGCAUAAAGAGUCUGGACAGUGCCAUAGUGGACUGUGGGAAUGCCAUGUACAGAAAUAACUUGCAGGAUGAUUAUUUGGAACCCUCUUCCAGAAAGACUAGAAGAAUUUCAGGAUCAAUACUUCAGGACCAAGCUAUAGUGUGUGUGAUCGAUGGUCACAGAGGCAGAGGUCAUCACCUGAACCCCAACUACAUGGAUCCGCCAUAUCCUGUGUCAUCCUUCAGGGGCAGGAGAGGAGUACCCAGAGGAUGCUACUCCAGGAUACAGUUUGGCCAUAGAGGCCACAGUGAGAUGCAUGAAGCCAUGGCACCAGGAUCACCCAUCUCCUCUCGUCAACCGUUGACCCCAAGGCAGCAUUACAAUCAGACUUUGACGCCUAAAAUGAUGCAGCUUCGCUUCGGUGCCAACUCACCCAGACCCUCCCCCUUUUACAGCCCCACUUCCAAUUCAGUGCAGCAUUUCAGGUUGCCAGGUCCUGUCAGCCAGCUCCACCCCCAGCAUAAACGCCUCCUCAGUCAAAAACAACGCAUUUUCUCAAGAAAACCAGAGAGCUGGGACCCCUUCAGCAAUCUCAUGACGGCCAAAGAGAAGGAGUGGAUCAUCAGGCUGCAGAUGAUUCAGCUGCAGAGUGAAAAUCCAUACCUCGAGGACUACUAUUACCAGGAGUACUAUCGGCGAAUAGAGGCUAAGAUGGCAGAGGAAGAGCGGGGUAUCCGGGGCAAGAGGGAGCCUCUGAAGCUCACCACACCAUACAUCACGAAAACGGACACUUACACACCAGUGGUGCACAUUGAAGGCUCUUUGGGUCAAGUUGCUGUGUCCACAUGUUACUCUCCUCGCCGUGCCAUCAGUGCAGUUCAUGCAGUGCAGGCUCAAGGUCCACCCGAGGAACAAAAAGACAACAGACAGCAGCGGCUAGAGGUCCUCAGCAAAGUAGAAAAGUUGUUUGUGGUUCUCUUGGAGGUGGAGGAGAUGGAGAGGAUGAAAACCACAGUGUUGUCUGAAGCAGAAGAGAGACUGCUAACGGAAAAGACUCAGAGGAAAGUGGAGCACAUCUACUCCCAGCUUCAGAACCACACCCCUCUAGAUUCAGGAGAAGAGUUUCUUCCCUUCCUGCUCGUCUCAAAAGGCAAACGGCUGCUUGCUCGUCUGCUCCCAUUCCUGAAAGGUGACACUGCCCUGAAAAUCUUGGGCAUUGUGACUACCAACCUGCCGACACUGAUGAGCAGAGAUACUGAAGAGGCUCUUCCAGUUCUUUACCCAGCUCUUCGAAAUGUGAUCGGAGGCCUGACUUUCAGUCAGCUGAUUGGGGUCCUCAAGGAUCUGACGUCGUCAAAGUCUCAGACAGCAUACGAGUCUCUUACACUUGCAUGUCAGAACAAGUUUGGACUGUCAUUACUGUACGCUCUCCUGUCUCAAGGAGAAAGGCUGCUGUCCUCAGGUGUUCCUCUUGAGCCCAGCAUUGGUGACUUUGAGACCUGGACUGACGCUAUAUUCCAGGUUGCGGGACAGCUGUCUGAGUGCUCACUGGUAGAGCCGCUCCUCCUGCCCUCAAAUCUGCUCACUCUCUUCUGUCGUUACCUUGACAAACGCACAGUGCAUCAGCUGAAAAGCAACAUUGAGUCUGCGACUGGAUUCCUGGCUCUCCCAUCUUAAAGAGGACAGCAGCUUAUCAGAUGUUCAGCUAAUGACCAGGUUGUUGUGAGCACGUGAAACAAAGGAGCAGCGGAACAGCCAUAACAAAAACUCCUCAGUGUUCACUAUAGAAGAUAUGUGAUGUACUCUCUGAAUGUUUCAGUUCAUAUUUGUCCCCUCCCUCAUCCCGUCACAUUUUUUGCACUGCAGCUGUUUCCCUUUUUAUUUCCCUUUUCUGAUCGUUUUACUCUCCUCCCUUUAGUCUCUUCAAGGUCACAUUUAUGCAAAUUAUCGCUAAGCAAAAAACCUUUCUUUUUAAUUAAGCAUUUGAAAACAAGUAUCGUCAUUAAGUCAUUAAUAUCCAUAUACUGAGUUGGUUGCAAGACAUUAUGUUAGCUCAUCAGAUAGAGCUCAAACUUUUGUGACUUGUCCAACCACUCUGAAUUUGUUUUCCAAUUCCUCUUACAUAAAAACCAAAUGGAUUUAGGCGUCACUGAGACAAAUGUGUUUGAUCUGGACUUUGUGACUAGAUUGAGGAUUGUAUAGUAACUUAUGAUUGUACAGCUAUAGUAGAGUAUAUGUUCAUUAUAAUAAUAGCUAUUAAGUAGUCAUGGCAUGAUCCAUCAGAAUAAGCCAUGCAAAUUUGUUUUUGUGUAAAAAGACAUGCAUUGUGUAUACAUGUUUAGUGAUACUGAAUCUGAUGUAUUUGGUGUAAAUCUCAAUCUUAGAUGUUUCAGUUGUAAAAAUAUUUGCAUUUAAUGUAUUAAUUUGGAAACAGGAAUAAUUUAUAUUGCACCCUUGUAGAGCACUUGCAACACAAAUAAAAAAAAAUCUUUAAAAGUA
This is a messenger RNA of Notolabrus celidotus (New Zealand spotty), 3076 nucleotides long. RefSeq names its product PAT1 homolog 2 (gene patl2). The transcript has 19 exons. Gene Ontology annotation, cellular component: P-body. The coding region runs from base 122 to 2254 and encodes 710 amino acids. Gene Ontology annotation, biological process: deadenylation-dependent decapping of nuclear-transcribed mRNA; P-body assembly. Gene Ontology annotation, molecular function: RNA binding. The record is from RefSeq and is a predicted model, not a curated record. Lineage: Eukaryota; Metazoa; Chordata; Actinopteri; Labriformes; Labridae.